AUGUCUCCGCCCCCUCAAUUCUUCGGCUACUCCUGGGACGACGGGCAGCCGCUCUCUGCUAGUGCCGACGAGUCCGGCACCGUCCUCUCCGAGCGAAAGCCGCACGUCCUCCUCCGCCCCGUUUACAUUAAUGCCGUGGAAGUUGGAUUCGCGUAUCACCAAGUGGAUCGAGAUCGUCGGCUUCACGUUCGCGGAGUGACGAUUGCGCUGUGGUACUUCAUCUCCAGAGGGCACCAGGCGGUCGCCCUGCUCCCGCACUGCUUCAAGGUCUACGCCGACAAGAGCUCGAACUGGACGGAGUUGAUGCACCUCUUCCGGCUGGAACCCAUCAUCGAAUUCACGCCUGGCUUUGGCCCCGACAAGUACGUGGAGGUGAACCGGAUGUUGGCGACGAGGGCCCGGGAGACGGGCGGCUGCGUGGUGGCCCGCAGCCAGAUGCACGCCAUCCUCGACGAGCUGCCCAACCUCGACAAGACGAUCGAGAAAAAGCUUCUGAUGCCGGCGUUCAACGGGGACGACCUGAUCUUUCCGAUGGACGGGCCGCUGGGCCGGAAUGGACCCACUUUAAACACCACCCUUCGCUGCCCUCCCAGCGACGUCGAGUGGGGCCGCUGCUCGCAUCAUCAGAUGCGCCUCUCCGACCAGCGAAUCUGGGUUCAACGUCUCACCGCCAUCGUCCCGAAUAAGGGUUGGGAAGUUUGGAAUUACAUUUUUUUGCCGUUCCUCAAGAAUCCCUGC
Molecule: messenger RNA, 738 nt
Organism: Mesorhabditis spiculigera
Lineage: Eukaryota; Metazoa; Nematoda; Chromadorea; Rhabditida; Rhabditidae
Source: the annotation of a GenBank genome assembly